GUGAUGGUUUUUCAAUCUUUUAUACUAGGUAAUCUAGUAUCCUUAUGCAUGAAGAUAAUCAAUUCGGUCGCUGUGGUCGGACUCUAUUAUGGAUUUCUGACCACAUUCUCCAUAGGGCCCUCUUAUCUCUUCCUUCUCCGAGCUCGGGUUAUGGACGAAGGAGAAGAAGGAACCGAGAAGAAAGUAUCAGCAACAACUGGUUUUAUUGCGGGACAGCUCAUGAUGUUCAUAUCGAUCUAUUAUGCGCCUCUGCAUUUAGCAUUGGGUAGACCUCAUACAAUAACUGUCCUAGCUCUACCGUAUCUUUUGUUUCAUUUCUUCUGGAACAAUCACAAACACUUUUUUGAUUAUGGAUCUACUACCAGAAAUGAAAUGCGUAAUCUUCGCAUUCAAUGUGUAUUCCUGAAUAAUUUCAUUUUUCAAUUAUUCAACCAUUUCAUUUUACCAAGUUCAAUGUUAGCCAGAUUAGUCAACAUUUAUAUGUUUCGAUGCAACAACAAGAUGUUAUUUGUAACAAGUAGUUUUGUUGGUUGGUUAAUUGGUCACAUUUUAUUCAUGAAAUGGGUUGGAUUGGUAUUAGUCUGGAUACAGCAAAAUAAUUCUAUUAGGUCUAAUGUACUUAUUAGAUCUAAUAAGUAUAAGUUCCUUGUGUCAGAAUUGAGAAAUUCUAUGACUCGAAUCUUUAGUAUUAUCUUAUUUAUUACCUGUGUCUACUAUUUAGGCAGAAUACCAUCACCCAUUUUUACUAAGAAACUAAAAGGAACCUCAGAAACGGGUGGGACUAAACAGGACCAAGAGGUAUCCACCGAAGAAGCUCCUUUUCCUUCUCUUUUUUCGGAAGAAAGGGAGGAUCUGGACAAAAUCGAUGAAAUGGAAGAAAUCGGAGUGAAUGGAAAAGACAAAAUUAAUAAGGAUGAUGAAUUCCACGUUCGAACAUACUAUAACUAUAAAACAGUUUCUGAAAAUCGAGAUGGAAAUAAAGAAAAUUCGAAUUUAGAAUUUUUCAAAAUAAAAAAAAAAGAGGAUCAUUAA
This is a messenger RNA of Raphanus sativus (radish), 1032 nucleotides long. The record is from the annotation of a RefSeq genome assembly. Lineage: Eukaryota; Viridiplantae; Streptophyta; Magnoliopsida; Brassicales; Brassicaceae.